UCAGGGUAGUUGGAGCCUUGUCAGAGCUCAGGCACUGCAACGCUAGUCAUGGUGCUCAAUUUCCUCUCCCUGAGCCUCUCCCGCCUGAUCCUGUGGGCUUCUGGAGUGACCUUGGUCAUAGGUGCCCUCAAGGUUCUUUGCCUGCUGCUACGGAGGCACAAGUUGGCCAGAGCCAUGGACAACUUCCCAGGGCCCCCCACCCAUUGGCUGUUUGGGCAUGCCCUCGAGAUCCAGCAGACAGGAAGCCUGGACAAGGUGGUGUCCUGGGCCCAGCAGUUCCCCUAUGCCUCCCCACUCUGGAUGGGACCAUUUCUUGGCUUCUUGAACAUCUAUGAGCCUGACUAUGCCAAAGCUGUGUACAGCCGAGGGGACCCUAAGGCCGCGGAUGUGUAUGACUUCUUUCUCCAGUGGAUUGGGAAAGGCCUGCUGGUUCUUGAGGGGACCAAGUGGUUCCAGCACCGCAAGCUUCUCACACCUGGCUUCCAUUAUGAUGUGCUAAAGCCCUACAUUGCUGUGUUCACGAGCUCUGCAAACAACAUGCUGGACAAGUGGGAGAAAAAAGCUCAGGAGAAUAAAAGCUUUGACAUCUUCUGUGAUGUGGGCCACAUGGCACUGGACAGCCUCAUGAAGUGCACCUUUGGCAAAGGAGACAGCGGCCUGUGCUACAGGGACAGCAGCUACUACCAGGCAGUGCAUGACCUCACAGUGCUGAUACAGCAGCGCAUUGACUCCUUCCAGUACCACAACGACUUCAUCUACUGGCUCACCCCACACGGCCGCCGCUUCCUGCGGGCCUGCCAGGAGGCUCAUGACCAUACAGACCAUGUCAUCAGGAAGCGAAAGGCAGCCCUGCAAGACAAGAAGGAGCAGGAGAAUAUCCAGCACCAGAGACGCCUGGACUUCUUGGACAUUCUCCUGGGUGCUCGGGAUGAAAGCGACAUCAAGCUGUCUGAUGCAGACCUCCGGGCCGAAGUGGACACAUUCAUGUUCGAAGGUCAUGACACCUCCACCAGUGCUAUCUCCUGGUUUCUCUACUGCAUGGCUCUGUACCCGGAGCACCAGCGGCGUUGCAGGGAGGAGGCCCAUGAGAUCCUGGGGGACCAGGUCUCCUUCCAGUGGGAUGAUCUGGGCAAGAUGACCUACCUGACCAUGUGCAUCAAGGAGAGCUUCCGCCUCUACCCACCUGUGCCUCAGGUGUACCGCCAGCUCAGCAAGCCUGUCAACUUUGUGGAUGGCCGCUCUCUACCUGCAGGAAGCCUGGUCUCUCUGCACAUCUAUGCCCUCCAUAGGAACAGCGCAGUGUGGCCUGACCCUGAGGUCUUUGAUCCCCUGCGUUUUUCUCCUGAUAAUGCAUCUGGACGCCAUCCCUUUGCCUUCAUGCCUUUCUCUGCUGGGCCCAGGAAUUGCAUCGGGCAGCAGUUUGCCAUGAAUGAGAUAAAGGUGGUCACGGCUCUCUGUUUGCUCCGCUUUGAGUUCUCCAUCGACCCCUUGAAGCUGCCCAUCAAGAUGCCCCAGGUGAUUCUGCGCUCCAAGAAUGGAAUCCACCUCCACCUGAAGUCACUGGGCCCUGGGUCUGGGAAGUAGCUCUGCAGAGAACAAGGACCUAAGCAGCCCAGGCUCUCCUCCCUGCACACUACCCUUCUAGAUGAAUAUGGAGUAGUUGUGGGUCCCUGCCUUCAGGAGCCUUAUUGCUUGGGAGAGGAGUAGCCACUGGCAUAGACAAGCUCCUGGAGGACAGUGCCACUCAAACAUGAAUGUCUAUAAAAUGUACUUGUUACACAUAUAUUAAAGAUCUCAUUCAUUCACUCA
This is a messenger RNA of Heterocephalus glaber (naked mole-rat), 1809 nucleotides long. RefSeq names its product cytochrome P450 4B1. The record is from RefSeq and is a predicted model, not a curated record. NCBI's taxonomy places the organism in Eukaryota, Metazoa, Chordata, Mammalia, Rodentia, Bathyergidae. Gene Ontology annotation, molecular function: oxidoreductase activity, acting on paired donors, with incorporation or reduction of molecular oxygen; iron ion binding; heme binding.